This is a messenger RNA of Trachemys scripta elegans, 2191 nucleotides long. Its product is annotated as zinc finger protein RFP-like. Bases 135 to 1586 code for a protein of 483 amino acids. The record is from RefSeq and is a predicted model, not a curated record. Lineage: Eukaryota; Metazoa; Chordata; Testudines; Emydidae. Gene Ontology annotation, molecular function: zinc ion binding; protein binding. The transcript is spliced from 7 exons.
AUUACAGUCCACAAAAGACAAACAGCAUGAGACCGCACCGAGAAAGCCUAACGACUAUGUCAAGUUCAGUCAGCCCAUUUUGAGAAGGAAGUGAAAUUAAACUCCUUUCUGGUCUCUUUCCUGCACUAGAAGCCAUGGCUGCUGCGAAUCCAGCAAAAACUCUCCAGGAUGAGGUGACCUGUCCCAUCUGUCUGGAAUAUUUUAAAGAUCCGGUGUCUCUAGACUGUGAUCACAGUUUCUGCCGAGCCUGCAUCACCCAGUGCUGGGGGAGAUUCGCUACAGACAUUUCCUGCCCUCAGUGCAGAGAGAUCUUUCCCCAGAGGAACCUCAGGCCAAACAGGCAGCUCAGGAAUAUUGUGGAAGCAGCCAGAGAAUUCAGGUUGCAGACAGUGAAGGAAUCAGAGAGACUGUGUGAGAAACACAAGGAGCCUCUAAAACUGUUCUGCAAAGAGGAUGAAAUCCCCAUCUGCCUGGUGUGUGACAGAUCCAAGCAACACAGAGAUCACACCGUCAUUCCUGCAGAGGAAGCUGUGGAAGAAUUCAAGGAACAGAUUCAGGACCAUUUGCAAACUCUGAGGGAAAAGACAGAAAAGCUUCUGGGAUGUAAAGUGAGAGGAGAGAAGAGAAUCCAGGAAUACCUGCGAAAGACACAAACCGAGAGAAAGAAGAUUGUGUCUGAAUUUCAGCAACUGCGGUGGUUCCUGGAGAAACAAGAGCGACUCCUGCUGGCCCAGCUGGAGAAGCUGGACAAGGAAGUAGUGAAGAUACAAAAAGAAAAUAUCACCAAACUCUCAGAGGAGAUUUCCCAUCUCAAUGAGCUGAUCAGUGAGAUGGAGGGGAAGUAUCAGAAGCCAGCAAAUGAAUUCCUGCAGGAUGUCAGAAGCACCCUCAGUAGCCGCAAGAAGGGGAAGUUCCAGGAGCCAGAGGAGAUUUCUCCUGAACUGGAAGUGAGACUCAGUGAUUUCUCCCAGAAAACUGUUGCUCUAAUGGAGACUCUGAGGAAGUUCAAAGACACUCUGCCGUCUGCACUGGAAAAAAAAAGAGGGGAAUCCGAAGGAGCACACAGACAGGUGAAUGUGACUCUGGAUCCAGACACGGCUCAGCCCCACCUCGUCCUGUCUGAGGAUCGGAAACGUGUGAGAUGGGGAGACACGCGGCAGCAACUGCCCAACAACCCUGAGAGAUUUGACUAUUUGCCCUAUGUGCUGGGCUGUGAGGGAUUCACCUCGGGGAGACAUUGCUGGGAGGUAGAUGUGGGGAGUGGGCCAUAUUGGGCUGUGGGGGUGGCCAGAGAGUCUGUGGAGAGGAAGGGAGUGAUCAACCGUAGCUCUAAGGCGGGGAUCUGGGCCCUGGAGUGGUACUGCGGUCAGUUCCGGGCUCUCACUUUCCCUGUGACCCCCCUGCCCCAGGGCUGGUUCCCCAGCAGGAUCCGGGUUUGUCUGGACUGUGACCGGGGGCAGGUGACAUUUAUCAAUGCUGGUGACGAGGCCCCGAUCUUCAGUUUCCCGCUGGGCUCCGUCCCUGGCGAGAGAAUCCGACCCUGGCUCUGGGUGGGGUCAAAAUCCUGGCUCAGCCUGUGUCCCUGAGAUACGGGUGGGGGGUGGGGGGAAUAUCCCACUGGGACCCUGAAAUCAGCCUAUCUAGCCUCACACGCCCUAGUCUCUAUGACCUCUCCUUGUGGACUUUCUAUCACACCAUCUCUCUGACCCUGGAGGUUGCUUCCGGUCUCAACUCUGUGCAGCCCCUGGACUGUCAAACCAUAGAGAGCAUUGAGUGAGUCAGAUAGAGAAGCCAAUCUCAUCACUGCCCCAUGGAUUGUGCAGCCUGUUUGCCACUGUCCUCUAUGAUACAGGAGGACUCUGGGGAUCCUGGGUCAGACAGUGUGACUGAGGCAUAGGGAGGAAAAGCCCACUGGGAAUGAAACUUGGGAUGAAAAAAUGGGCUUCUCUAGCCACAGUCAUCCUAAUUUCUAUGACUUGGGGGAUUCCCAUCUACCCAGCAUUCUGGCUCAUCUCUAUGCCUCUUGUGCACCCCUGUCUAUCCAACCCCCACCUCUCCCCCAUACCUCAUCUCUGUGGCCCCAGGAAGCCCCCCCCCCUUCAUAGAAUCAUAGAAUAUCAGGGUUGGAAGAGACCUCAGGAGGUCAUCUAGUCCAAUCCCCUGCUCAAAGCAGGACCAACACCAACUAAAU